This is a messenger RNA of Scomber japonicus (chub mackerel), 1920 nucleotides long. RefSeq names its product thyrotropin releasing hormone receptor 2 (gene trhr2). Gene Ontology annotation, biological process: phospholipase C-activating G protein-coupled receptor signaling pathway. The coding region runs from base 1 to 1920 and encodes 639 amino acids. The record is from RefSeq and is a predicted model, not a curated record. Lineage: Eukaryota; Metazoa; Chordata; Actinopteri; Scombriformes; Scombridae. Gene Ontology annotation, cellular component: membrane. The transcript is spliced from 8 exons. Gene Ontology annotation, molecular function: thyrotropin-releasing hormone receptor activity.
AUGGCCGACAACGUGAGCUCCAGAAUUGAUACCCCAACCAACAUCUCCCUGACCCCCACCGUCGCUGUCUCCGAGUCCCUGGAGUACAAGACGGUGUCUGUGUUCCUGGUCCUGCUUGUGUGCGGCGUGGGCAUCGUGGGUAACAUCAUGGUGGUCCUCGUGGUGCUCACCGCACGCCACAUGAGGACACCCACCAACUGUUACCUGGUGAGCCUGGCCAUAGCUGACCUGACUGUGCUGGUGGCGGCAGGGCUGCCCAACGUUUCGGACAGUCUAACAGGAACCUGGGUGUUUGGGCACGCCGGCUGUCUGGGAAUCACCUACCUGCAGUACCUGGGCAUCAACGUGUCAUCCUGCUCCAUCACUGCCUUCACUGUGGAGAGGUACAUAGCAAUCUGCCAUCCAAUGAAGGCUCAGACGGUGUGUACAGUUUCACGGGCGAAGCGGAUCAUUGCCGGAGUUUGGAUCUUCACCUGCGUCUACUGCAUGCUGUGGUUUUUCCUGGUGGACAUUCAGGUGAGCCAGGACGGACAUGUGCAGUGCGGGUACAAGGUGAAGCGGGAGCUCUACCUGCCCAUCUACCUCAUUGACUUUGCCAUUUUUUACGUCAUCCCGUUGCUCCUGGCCAUCGUGUUGUAUGGAUUGAUAGCACGCGUCCUCUACCUCAGCCCUCUGCCCAACCAUCCUGAAACCAGUGCCACCACGCUGCGUCGAAGCUGCCGGGAAACCUCUGAAGCGGGUAAGGGUGGUCGCCAGAGCCGUCUAAAGAGCGCGCUCUCCUCAAGGAAACAGGUGACCAAGAUGCUUGCAGUAGUGGUGAUCCUCUUCGCUCUGCUGUGGAUGCCCUACCGGACUCUAGUUUUGAUCAACUCUUUUGUGUCCACACCCUAUCUGGAUGCCUGGUUCCUGUUGUUUUGUCGGACAUGUAUCUAUGCCAACAGUGCUAUCAACCCUGUGAUAUACAAUGCCAUGUCUCAGAAGUUCCGCUCUGCAUUUCGCGGGCUGUACCGUUGCCAGCAGCCAAACGGACAUCAGAGGACGCUGUCAGUGAUUCAGACCGGCUUCGGCACCAUCCGAGACUCACAAACCUCUCAGGCCAACAGCAAUGGAACCAAUGAAAAGGCCAGAGGAGCCAUCAUGAGUCCUGCCACUGGUACGACCGUGAAGCAGAACGGAAGCAGUCAUCAGGAGACACCAGCAGUCAAUGGCAUGGAGGCAGACCAUCCCAAUGACACCAGAGAUGGUACCACUUACAGUUUUGGUGUUGUUCCAGUUGAGACGUCUCCACCUGGUGAUGGAAAGGUGGAUUGGCCAUCAUCAAAUGAAAACACGCUUAAUGUUGCAGACACACACCCAGCAGAUGAUCAGCAGGAAAUCAUAUUUAUGCUCAUCAGCUUCAAACUGCGGUUGGACGUUAGGCUGACACGACUCACACCUCACAGACAAGAGUUGCUGGCUGCUUUCCACCGCAUCUGGGAGAACAGGAUGCACUGGCUCCCCUCCUCUUCCACCCCAUCCAAGACUUUUAUGCUCAUCAGCUCCACUCCAUCACCCAUGCGUCACAAGCUAGCUGACUGUUUUCCGCCCCAUCUGGGAGAAGUGGACGCGUUGGCUCCCCCUGCUGCUCUUCAACCCCGACCAAGGAAAUUCAAUUCCAGCAUCACCCAACUGGAUUUUGAUCACAGGACAGAAAACAGACCAAUCACAGGACAGAUCACUAACAUCACUGACAACAUUAACAUCAUUAACAUCACCGACAUCACUGACAUCACUGACAUCACCGACAUCACUAACAUCCAUGACAUCACUGAAAUCACUGAUAUCACCGACAUCACUAACAUCCAUGACAUCACUGAAAUCAUUGAUAUCACUGAAUUCACUGUCGAAUAUCAGAUCAAUCACAGUUUGUUAUUCCUGUGA